Messenger RNA from Athalia rosae (coleseed sawfly), 1057 nucleotides. Its product is annotated as farnesol dehydrogenase-like. The transcript has 5 exons. The record is from RefSeq and is a predicted model, not a curated record. NCBI's taxonomy places the organism in Eukaryota, Metazoa, Arthropoda, Insecta, Hymenoptera, Athaliidae. The coding region runs from base 143 to 916 and encodes 257 amino acids.
AUCUGAAUAUUUAUGUCCUUUGUGAGUCGAGCGCAGUAGUCUGCAGUGUGUCUCCGCCUGUCAAGUGGGAUCGGGUCUCCUGGUAUUCCGUGAAUGCCAAUAACCCCGGAGUAUAAUCUGUGAAAAAUUUUGAUGGUUGAAAAUGGAACGCUGGGCAGGAAAGGUUGCCGUAGUGACGGGUGCAUCGUCGGGCAUCGGUGCAGCCGUGGCGAAAGCUUUGGUGAAGAAAGGAUUGACGGUGAUCGGCCUGGCAAGACGGAAAGAUCGCGUGCUUCGUUUGAAUGCAGAGCUGUCCGAUUGCCCCGGCACUUUAUGUGCCCGUGAAUGCGAUCUGAGCAAGGAGGAAAAUAUCUUGGAAGCCUUCCGUUGGAUCAAAGAUGAAUGGGGAGGGGUCGAUGUCCUCGUCAACAACGCCGGCGUUCUUCGAUUGUCAACGUUGACGGACGGCAGUACCGACGAUUGGAGGCAAACCUUGGACGUGAAUGUCUUGGCAGUUUGUAUCUGCGUAAGGGAGUGUCUCAAAUUGAUGGAGAAUCGCCCGUUCGGGCACAUUAUCAACGUAUGCAGCGUCGCCGGCCAUCGGGUACCGAACUUGAUUCCAUUAUUCCUCAACGUCUAUCCUGCGAGCAAACACGCGGUGCGUGCGAUUUCAGACACUUUGAGACUCGAAUGCACCCGUGAUAAGAGGAAGAUCAAGGUCACGAAUCUCAGCCCGGGUACUGUGGCCACUGAAAUUGUAAAAGACGCAGAAAAUCUGAGCGAACGAUUGAGUGCGGAGGAUAUCGCAGAACUUGGUCGUCACACGGUGUACCUACAGCCCCAGGAUGUCGCGGACGCAGUUUCGUACGUUCUGGAAACACCUCCCCACGUUGAAAUACGCGAGUUGAUUAUAGAGCCCUUGGGAGCGCUUUUCUGAUCAUCUGUAACAGACGACACUGCGUGACCCUUAGAAUCCCUGUGUCACAACUUAUAACCAAACACAUGAGAAUCGCAUCUGGUAUUCAUCUUUCGAACCAUCCGCACAAUGUGAACGUAAAUAAAGAAGCGUUUCUGUUUA